Molecule: messenger RNA, 3402 nt
Organism: Musca vetustissima
Lineage: Eukaryota; Metazoa; Arthropoda; Insecta; Diptera; Muscidae
Product: 2-oxoglutarate dehydrogenase complex component E1-like
Exons: 11
Coding region: 59-3385 (1108 amino acids)
Biological process (GO): tricarboxylic acid cycle
Cellular component (GO): oxoglutarate dehydrogenase complex; mitochondrion
Molecular function (GO): thiamine pyrophosphate binding; oxoglutarate dehydrogenase (succinyl-transferring) activity
Source: RefSeq, a predicted model, not a curated record
UUGGUUUUUUCUUUCUUUUUUGUUUUUGUUCUAUUACAGCUAAAAAUUCGAAGCCACAAUGCAUAGAGCCAAUACAGCCUUUAAUUUGGCUUUAUCGCCAAUUGCGCAUAAAAACUUUGCCACAUGGCUGUUGAAGGGCAGCAAUAAGAAGAUUGUCCAUAAUGCUAUGGCCGCUGCUGCGUUACGUUGUUAUAAUUCUGCUGCAGCCGAACCAUUCGCUAAUGGUACAACAGCAUCCUAUGUUGAAGAAAUGUACAAUGCCUGGCUUCGAGAUCCCAGCUCUGUACACACUUCAUGGGAUGCCUAUUUCCGUAACAACAGCUACUGUGGACCCCCAAAUCUCGCCCCACAACAAUAUAAUACAUUGCCCGCUACCGCUUUUGCUGGUAUGGCCGGUGUAGGUGCUGCUCCAGACUCAAAGACCAUUGACGAUCAUUUGGCUGUUCAAGCCAUUAUCAGAAGUUAUCAGGCACGCGGUCAUUUGGCUUCGGAAUUGGAUCCCUUGGGAAUUUUAACAGUUGAAAAGAUCCAGGCGAAAGGUGGUCUUAAACGUCGUGCAAAUGAAGAUGUUUUGCGCCAGCAUUCUGAAUUUUUGUUUGGUGAACAAGAUAUGGAACGUCAAUUUAAAUUGCCCAGCACCACUUUCAUUGGUGGCGAUGAGAAACAAUUGCCCUUGAGAGAAAUCUUGAACCGUUUGGAAAAUGUUUAUUGCAAUAAGAUUGGUGUUGAAUUCAUGUUCAUCAACUCUUUGGAACAGUGCAACUGGAUUCGCAAACAAUUUGAAACACCCGGUGUUAUGAAUUUCUCUCCCGAAAAGAAACGCUUGAUUUUGGCUCGUUUGACUCGUGCUACUGGCUUUGAAGGUUUCUUGGCCAAGAAAUACUCAUCGGAGAAACGUUUCGGUUUGGAAGGUUGUGAAAUGUUGAUCCCCGCCUUAAAAGAAUUGAUUGAUGCCUCCACUGAAUUGGGUGUUGAGUCCGUUAUUAUGGGUAUGCCACAUCGUGGCCGUUUGAACACAUUGGCCAAUGUCUGCCGUAAACCAUUGAAUCAAAUCUUCACACAGUUUGCUGGUUUGGAAGCCGCUGAUGACGGUUCCGGUGAUGUCAAAUACCAUUUGGGUACAUACAUUGAACGUUUGAACCGUGUCACAAACAAGAACAUCCGUUUGGCUGUCGUUGCCAAUCCAUCUCACUUGGAGGCCGUCGAUCCCGUUGUACAGGGCAAGACACGUGCCGAACAAUUCUAUCGUGGCGAUCAAGAAGGCAAAAAGGUCAUGUCUAUUUUGAUCCACGGUGAUGCUGCUUUCUGCGGUCAAGGUGUUGUCUAUGAAACCAUGCAUUUGUCCGAUUUGCCCGACUACACCACCCACGGUACCAUCCAUGUUGUGGCCAACAAUCAAAUCGGUUUCACCACCGAUCCUCGUUUCUCACGUUCAUCGCCCUACUGUACCGAUGUUGCUCGUGUUGUCAACGCUCCUAUUUUCCAUGUCAAUGCUGACGAUCCCGAAGCUGUUGUCCAUGUUUGCCGUGUUGCCGCCGAAUGGCGUAACACCUUCCACAAGGAUGUUGUUAUCGAUUUGGUUGGCUAUCGUCGCAAUGGUCACAACGAAAUUGAUGAACCCAUGUUCACUCAACCCCUGAUGUACCAAAAGAUCCGCAAACACAAGAACUGCUUGGAACUCUACGCUGAUAAACUUAUUGCUGAGGGUACAUGCACUUCGGAAGAAGUUAAAUCCGUUGCCGACAAAUACGAAAAGAUUUGCGAAGAAGCCUUUGAAUUGGCCAAGACCGAAACCCACAUUAAAUACAAGGAUUGGUUGGAUUCCCCAUGGUCUGGUUUCUUCGAAGGCAAGGACCCCUUGAAGGUAUCACCCACCGGUGUCAAGGAAGAGACCUUGGUCCAUAUUGGCCAAAGAUUCUCAUCCCCACCACCAAAUGCUGCUGAAUUUGUUGUCCACAAAGGUCUCAUUCGUGUCUUGAAUGCUCGUAAAGCCAUGGUUGAGGAACGUGUUGCCGAUUGGGCUCUUGGUGAAGCCAUGGCUUUCGGUUCUUUGUUGAAGGAAGGCAUUCAUGUCCGUCUCUCGGGUCAAGAUGUUGAGCGUGGUACCUUCUCUCACCGUCACCACGUUUUGCACCAUCAAUUGGUUGACAAGGCCACCUACAAUCCAUUGCAACACUUGUACCCCGACCAGGCUCCCUACUCUGUGUCGAACAGUUCCUUGUCUGAAUAUGCCGUACUUGGCUUUGAACACGGCUACUCCAUGACCAACCCCAACGCUUUGGUCUUGUGGGAAGCUCAAUUCGGUGAUUUCUCCAACACCGCCCAAUGUAUUAUCGAUCAAUUCAUUUCCAGCGGUCAAGCCAAAUGGGUACGUCAAUCCGGUUUGGUUAUGUUGUUGCCUCAUGGUAUGGAAGGUAUGGGUCCUGAACAUUCGUCAUGCCGUGUUGAACGUUUCCUUCAAAUGUCUUCGGAUGAUCCCGAUUACUUCCCACCCGAAUCUGAGGAGUUCGCCAUUAGACAAUUGCACGAUAUUAACUGGAUUGUUGCCAACUGCACAACACCCGCUAACUUGUUCCACAUUUUGCGUCGUCAAAUCGCCAUGCCUUUCCGUAAACCAUUGAUCUUGUUGACACCCAAAUCAUUGUUGCGUCACCCAGAAGCCAAAUCGCCAUUCAGUGAAAUGACUGAGGGUAGCGAAUUCCAACGUAUUAUCCCCGAUAAGAUUACCGCUGAAAAUCCCAGCGCUGUUAAGAGAGUAGUAUUCUGCUCUGGCCGUGUCUACUAUGAUUUGACCAAGGACCGCAAGGAUAAGGGUUUGGAGAAGGAAAUCGCUAUUGUUCGUGUUGAACAGAUUUCUCCCUUCCCCUUCGAUUUGGUCAAGGAACAAGCCAAUCUCUACAAGGAUGCUGAAUUAGUCUGGGCCCAAGAAGAACACAAAAAUCAAGGUUGCUGGACCUAUGUCCAACCCCGAUUCUUGACCGCCCUCAACCACAGCAAAGAUAUUACCCCCAGUGAUGCUACAUCCUCUACCACCUCCACUACUACUACCACUGCUAACGAUUCAGAUUCUGAUUCGGAUUCUGAAACAAAAUCGAAACCUUGGCUUAAACGUAUAUUUUCAUCUUCGUCCGAUAACCAAUCUGUUGAAACAAAGCCGGCUAGUAGUAAUGAAUACAAUGCCGCCAAACAUUUCGAUUUGAAAAAUGUACGCCAAGAUUUUAAUAGACCCAUUGGCAAUGGUGCGGCACCUGGUGUGCGUGUUACUAAAACUGGACGCAAAAUUAGCUAUGCUGGUCGUCCAUGUGGUGCUUCAACUGCUACCGGUUCAAAGGCUCAACAUAUACGCGAAUUGAAUGCCUUGUUGAAUGAUGCCAUUCGUGUUUAAGGCGGCAACAACUGCUC